AUGGCAGCGGGAACGAGAGGCCGCGCCGCGAUGCAACUAGCUGGUGAUGUCAUCCACAACUUCUUCACCGGCUCCUGUCAGGAAGCCAUGCCCACGUCCACAGAAAGAGAGGCCAUCAGGCAGAAGAAUCAGCUCGACGUGAUCAAUCUGAUUCUUGAGCAUGUGGUGGGCCCCGGUGACUUUUUCUCGUCUGAUGAGCGCGCGGAAUUUGCCGCGGAGGCUUAUGCAGCUUGGGGGACCUGCAAAGGCUGUCUGGCUGCGAAACAGCAGGGCAUCACGCCAGGAGUCCCGUUUGCCCAGUACAAUCACGACGAGAUCGAUCACGUCUAUGUCACCGACGGUCCGUUCAGAGACAUUGCACAUGCAAUUGUCAACCAUCAGCAGAUGCUAGAUAAGCCUUUCUUUGACAGUGUCUUGGGACGAAUUGAGGAGUAUCGUGCCAAGAACAAAACUGCCGGUGAUGAGUAUGGGCCAGAUGAAUACAACGCAAUGGCCAUAGAGCUUGCCACCGUCGCAGCACUUUGCUCCGGCGUGAGAGCCUUUUUCGGAGCCUCUGGGUUGCCAUGCCCUGAACUCCCGGAAAAGCCCAGGGUCUGCCAGCCAGCUCAUUUCAAGAGUGUCUCCAACUACGCAAGCGGCUCGUUGAACACGAACAUGGCCAUCGCAUGGGGUCCGUUUUUGUAUGCGUCACAACUCCGGGAAGAUGUUGCAGCAUAUCCCGGCUUCGACAAGACAACGUGGAUGUUCGCCACGGCAGACGAUUCAGCUCCCACGUCAAAAGCCUCCGCAUCGCCUUUGACUUGCAUGGAUUUCCUCCGCUUCGCCAAUGUCAUGUACUUCCCAGUAGAAGAUGCGACAAGGUUCUUCAAAGUACCCGGCGAGGAGUCUCAUGCAAGCGCACUGAACCUCGCGCAAGAUGCUGUCAGGGGGGAGCGGUUGCCCCUCCAUACUGAAAUUGCUGCGCUGGCUGCCGCUGUCGCUGCGAACCCAGAGAAUGCUCAAGAAGCUCAAGAUGCCCGUGAUGCCUUGGUGUCCGCGGCUGGCAAUCGUCAUGCUUUGCUCGAUGCAGCAGGCAUCAUUGCCUGGUUCGCCACGAUCACCACCGUGGUAGACUUCAGUGGGCAUUACAACAGCAAGGUGAUCGUGAUUCUUGACAGGAUCGCUAGCAUCCUGAGGGCCGGCCGCAAACUGCGGGGCUUCUUCAAGGAUCCGUUUGAAUCAAUGGGUCUUUGCAAGGAGUAG
Symbiodinium sp. CCMP2456 is the source of this 1242-nucleotide messenger RNA. Lineage: Eukaryota; Dinophyceae; Suessiales; Symbiodiniaceae. The record is from the annotation of a GenBank genome assembly.